AUGCCAAAGACUGCAAACCCGGGGAGGAGACAUGCCACCUUGCUCAAGAAGGCCAAUGAGUUAUCUAUUCUAUGUGAUGCAGAGGUCGCCAUCAUCGCUUUUUCACCUGAUGGAGAACUCCAUGAAUACUCGAGCACAAGCAUGGAACACACUCUUGAAAGAUACAAGAACAGGACUGGCCUCGUCCUCCCAAGCAGAGUCGAGUCUCCGGCGCCAGAAGAGCACCGCCAUGAACCUGCAAAGCAGGAACUGCAGGAAAGACAUAAAGCGCUACGCUUGGAGAAAUUGCAGAGAAUGGGAAAGGAGUUGGAUGGCCUGAGUUCGGACGCGCUGGCUACGCUUUUGGAACAACAAACUAAAGGGUUAUUAGCUGUUCACAGCAAGAAAGUGGAACUGCUUGAGGAGAAGUUGCAGAGAUCUAGGACGAGAGAAGAGCAGGCUAUGCAUGAGAAUGGGCUGCUUGAGGAGAAGUUGCUGAGAUCUAGGUCAAGAGAAGAGCAGACUAUGCACGAGAAUAAGAGUCUGCGCAGAAGGAUCGGGGGGUUCAUGAUGAGGCAAAACUACAAGCGACAUAUCCUUUCAUGCCAUCCAGCCAAUUAUUUCGAUAGAAAUUUUGGAAAUAGAAUGGGUUUCUGCACAAGCUCAAGAGCUGCUGUUUCUGUUUCCAACUAUCCAUCGGAGGGAACCGAUGACCAUUUAGACAUGACCACCUUGCGGUUGUGGCCGUCAUAG
Rosa chinensis is the source of this 732-nucleotide messenger RNA. RefSeq names its product agamous-like MADS-box protein AGL19. Gene Ontology annotation, biological process: regulation of transcription by RNA polymerase II. The coding region runs from base 1 to 732 and encodes 243 amino acids. Lineage: Eukaryota; Viridiplantae; Streptophyta; Magnoliopsida; Rosales; Rosaceae. The transcript has a single exon. Gene Ontology annotation, molecular function: RNA polymerase II cis-regulatory region sequence-specific DNA binding; DNA-binding transcription factor activity, RNA polymerase II-specific; protein dimerization activity. The record is from RefSeq and is a predicted model, not a curated record.